Molecule: messenger RNA, 3917 nt
Organism: Symsagittifera roscoffensis
Lineage: Eukaryota; Metazoa; Xenacoelomorpha; Acoela; Convolutidae
Product: cotranscriptional regulator ARB2A homolog
Exons: 5
Coding region: 2763-3806 (347 amino acids)
Biological process (GO): regulatory ncRNA-mediated heterochromatin formation
Cellular component (GO): nucleus
Molecular function (GO): siRNA binding
Source: RefSeq, a predicted model, not a curated record
UUAUCUGCCCAGGUCGUGUCUUACUUACCUCUCGUCAAAACAAAAAAAUUAAACGGGUUUUCCAGUAUCAAGAAAAACGGUGUCUAGUUUCGGCGAAGAGUGUGAAGAAAGUUUGUCUUUUCUGAUGAGACUUAAUUUUUAGGUGUCUCAAAUAUAUAGAUAUUGCACUGAUUUCGAGGCCAACUUGUGAAUGAGUGUUUUUAAGAGUAACGCACAUGGUGAUUACUCUUUUAUAUGUCUUGCUAAUUUUUGUUUUGUUUUUUUUUUAGGAAAAGUUCUUAAAAUUUGUUCAUGCUCAAUUUUUGGUUUUUCGCGGUUUGACUUGUAAUUUUUUUAAAAGUUCAUUGAAUUUCUAUUGUUAAAAGGAAGGCAAACUCAACUAUUGAACAGCAAAAUUGUAAAGGUCACAAAAAUGUGAUUGACUUCUAAUUUCGAAAAUGGAAAUUAAUUAUCAGAUUUCCCGGCGAAAUAAAAGUUUUACAUAUUGACCUAGUUUUUUCAAAUUGGGUUAACUUUAACAUAGAAGUGUCCAUCAUAGAUUGUUCUAGAAGUUCAUAGAGCUUUAAGGCCAUCUAUUUUCUUCUUCGAAAUUCCGUACUCUUUUCCUUGCGUUCAUUGUUCUUUUGCAACUGUCAGUUGGCUAUGUUUAGUUUGUCCGACGUCCCAUGGUUUUAUUGAAAACGGGCUUUAUAUUAGAAUUUAUCCACCUGGUGUCGAUGGUAGAUUUCAGCUAAGUGAUUACUUCAGCUAAAAUUAAAUCAACAUACAACGAACUUUACUUUAAUCACGCCACUGAUUUUACAAGCAAGUUUGUGUGAUAGUAUGAACUCUGUUUUUCCAACCUAAGUCGCAAAUAUUGUUGCGACAAAAUGUGUUCAUUUUGAAAGUGUUCAUUUUGAUCAAUAAGCAGCUUUUAAGUACAGCCAAUGCUAAGGAUAUUAACACAGACUUUUAUAUUACAAAUAACACUUUAGCUUCAAGGUAUCAUGGAUCUAGCGUAGAGGCAGUGAAGGAGACCAGCAACAAAUUAAGAGGGUUUGAAUCUGGGCAGGUUCGGAUAUUUUUAAUAAACUUUUUGGUAUAUUAGUUAAAAUGCGUCCGCUCUAUAAAUUGAGGCAUGUUAAUUGGUAAGUUUAUUUUUUUUUCGAAUUGACUGGUACUGCUAAUGCGUCAUAAAUGGCUUGCGUCAUUUAGCAAUUAUGUACACUCAUAAUUGGCGUGCGUCACUUAAGUAUUUCUGUAGACUCAAAGUUUUACUCAUUCAAUUUUCCCCAGUAGUGUUAACGGUCAUAUUUUGCUUGUGUAUGUGAAGUGCAACUUUUCCUCUGUGUCAAUAUCAUUAUCAAGCAGCUUUUGCAGGACAAUAUUUUCACUAAAUAAGUUGAAUGCCAAAAUUCAGUAUUUACACAAUCACUCUUCUGAAUUCUUUCCCACUAGUUUUUCUUUUAUUUGACGUUCAGUUUCAAAGCAGAUUGGAAUAAUCUUCGCAAGCAGUUUGUGGCAUCUGGAAAUAUCAUUUUGUUUUUGGGACGCUCAAGAUCCGUAGACAACUUGCUGGAGUCUUCAGUGUGGAUUUUUUUCUAAUAUCUGCAAUCUCUCUCUGGUCCUGGCAUCUCUUCAGAGUAAUCCACAUGACCAUAAAAAGUUCGCAUCUCCGAUAAUAUCGGCGUCAAGUAAUUUCUCAUUUGCAAAUACCCAUUUGUAGCUCUUGUCAAUUAAUAUGUCACCAUCUCGCAUACCAAUGAUAUUACAGUUUAUUCGAGCUAAUUUUAUGUAUCUUUCGAAUGCGCGUUUUUUGUCCGACGUCCCAUGGUGUUAUUGAAAACGGGGGUUCCAAAGUGUUUUAUGUAAGAAUUUUUUCACCUAGUGUCGAUGGUAGAAUUAACCUAAGUUAUUUUUUCAGGUGUCUAAAAUAAGCGAAUUUGAAGCAGGAGGAAGAACUUGAUGUAUGUUUUUGUUCCAUACGAUGUAUUGUAAUUGAUUCUUAGCUAAUCGGAUGGUUUUAAAGCCAAUCAUAGAACUCUUCUUACACUUGCGAGAGCAAGUGUCUUUUAAUCGGGGACUAGACUUUUUCCCCCCGCGAACAAUUUUUACACAAUUUUUCAAAAAAAUGAAGUUGCUUUAUUAGUUUUCCCACUUGGCUUAGAGGUAAAGCUGAUGGCUUGUACCCUAGAGUCGAGGGUUCGAGUCCUGGGAGGACAGUUUUUUUACAGGAUGUAUGGGUUUUGGGGAUGUAGAUAAGGUUGAGUCUGCAGCAAACUUCUAAAAAUGACCACUGGCACUGUAUCUUGAGACGCACUCAACAUUCUGGAGGCUCACUCACAUGACGACGACGCACGAUAAGGACAUCGAUCUUGAGUCCGGGAGUACGUGUCAGUCGGUGAUAUUCGGAAAUUUGACCUUGAUUUUGGGGGAAACCCGUUUUCGAAUUGACCAUGUUAUGCUCAAGUUUAUUGCGGCAACUGAAAUAAGAAUCAAGAUUAUCAGAAGACUCGAAUUAGAAUUGCGGCAAAGUUGAUAAAAAAAAUUGUGCACGAGUGAAAUUGCUUCUAGCAGUUUUGCUUAAAUCGUCAAUUGGAGUAGAGCUGUCUUGUUUCCGAAAGAAAACAUCACGAAUUCAUACCAGAGUGUCAUCGCUGGACAAAAGAGAACCUUGAUUUGUCAGGUAGACGAGUGAAGCUGCCCAAUGACCCAAACAAUAAAAGUACUGGAGUCAAAACAAUUUACUUAAAACCUCCAGAGUCAUUUUAUUGUCUAGAGUCAUGUCAAUAUAUACCAAGCGAUCCUUUAAAACGGAUAAAGGACGACUAAAUAAUCCACCUCCUGCUGAGCAUCAGUCGAAAGUUGAUGCUUCGCUUCCCAGAGAACAAGAGUUUGGGACUACGCUGGAAGAAUUUGGCUUUCACUUUGAUGACAAGGGUGUUCUGAGAGACGGAAAUGGAGAUGGAUUUGUAUUCAAUGUCAGUAAGAAUACUUUCUACAAUGAGAGGCGAUAUGAAGCAAUGGCAAAUGCAAUGAUAGAGGAAGUCUACAACAAACUACAGGAGGAUUGUGGACUAGAAAAGAUAUACAUUCCUGAAGAUGCUGCAGAAACAGAUGCAAGAAGUUUCGUAUUUGCGUCUUCCGACUUCUACUCUAACGAAACUACCCUUCUGGUGCUAAUCCACGGAGCAGGAUUUGUCCGAGCUGGUCAAUGGUCCCGUAAGGUCAUCAUGAACCAAGGACUCAGAGAGGGAAGUCAAAUUCCAUACAUCGAAGCUGCGAAACAGAGAGGAUGGGCAGUUAUAGUGCUGAACACCAACUUGAAUAUCGAACUAGCAAUGUCACCGGACGGAAAAGUGUCCUAUGGCAGAAUCAAAUAUUCGGGCACACCAGAAGAACACGGUCUCUACGUGUGGAACAAGUUGAUUAGGAAUACAAAAGCUUCCUCAGUAUUUGUUGUAGCUCACAGUUACGGAGGAAUAGUCACUGCCCAUCUAGCCGAUAAGGCCGAAGAUUUUACUGAUCGAGUGAAAGCAGUUGCCUUAACAGACUCGGUCCACUCUCUAGUAGACAUGGACGCAUUUAAGAAUGUAGAAGAUUUCUUUGAGCGCAGUGCUAUCAAUUGGGUUCAGUCUCUGGCACCCGUGAAUACACGUGUGAAAUAUCGGGAGAAAUUGAAAGGCAAAGAUUGUGAGCUGAGGUCUGCCGGAGUGAUGGAACACGAUAUGACGUCACACUGUGCCAAAGAGAGCGUCUUCAAUUGGUUCGACAGAAUCAUAGCAGCGGAAGAUCAAAAUUCAGAUGGAAUGAAUGAUGAAGGCUAACCGGCAUAGAGACAGAUCGAAUCGAGAAACACUUAGCUUUAAAAGACACCAUAUUUACAGAUCAUUUUGCGUAUUUUAAAUAGGUAUGUAUGUUAGCGAAUCAAAUUUAGU